This is a messenger RNA of Cyclopterus lumpus (lumpfish), 1609 nucleotides long. It is a transcript of the gene tyw2, whose product is annotated as tRNA methyltransferase 12 homolog. Gene Ontology annotation, biological process: tRNA methylation. Gene Ontology annotation, molecular function: tRNA methyltransferase activity. Gene Ontology annotation, cellular component: cytoplasm. Lineage: Eukaryota; Metazoa; Chordata; Actinopteri; Perciformes; Cyclopteridae. The record is from RefSeq and is a predicted model, not a curated record.
GGUGUUGCGUCGAAUACUGUUUCCCGGUCGAUAUGUGUUUCCCCUCCCUCAACCUGGAUCGACCCUCAUCCCGACCCGUACCGACAGAGGGGGAGUUUUUUACAGAAGAAAAACACUAUUCGAUGAGGGAACACAUUUUAACAUGACACCUGUUCCGGUAUCUGUACAUUUUCGUUGUAGGCUCAAUUAACGAUGUUGAACCGUGAAACAUUAACACUUGAGAUUAGUGCGUGUGCCUGUCAAUGGCCGGCGUGCCGUCCCUUUGCGUGUCGCAGUGUCAUGCACAGCAGUUCAGGAGCUGUCUACAGUCCAAAGGGUCUCUGGAUCUGGGUUCGUCUUUACUGAAAGAGGAGACAGUCCUCUUGCCCAUUUUACCAUCCUGUCUGCCACAACUGGAUCUGCUCUCUCUCACAACCACAGUGGCCUCAGGUGGACCUUGUGAAAUAGUUUGGAGUUGGUCUCACCUGGAGGCAAAGACAAGGAGAGGAAGGACAAGUGGCAAUAAACUAGAGAAAAUCCUCCAGGAGGUGUUGGAAUCUCACGGUGAAAGACGGACGGAGGAGCUAAGGGGGGACCUCCCUCGCAGCUUCCAGAGGCACGGAGACCUUCUCCUGAUGGGAGACAACUGCUUCUCCCUGCCACUAUGGAGGAAGAUGGAUCAACAUGUUUGGAGUGUGGUGGCCAAAGGACUGGGGGCAAAGCGGCUGGCAAAGAUGAGUCGAAUAUCCAGGGAUGGAUUUAGGUCUCCCGUCGUGACGGUGCUAUUAGGAGAGCACAGCUGGGUCAAACAUGUGGACAAGAGGAUUCGUUAUGAGUUUGAUGUCACCCGAUGCAUGUUCUCAGCUGGAAACAUAACGGAGAAGCUCCGGGUGGCUGGAUUUGACUGCAGAGGGGAGACCGUGGUGGAUCUGUAUGCAGGUAUUGGAUACUUCACCCUCCCAUAUCUGGUCCACGCGGGGGCCAGUCGCGUUCACGCCUGUGAGUGGAACCCUGACGCAGUUAAAGCUUUGCAAAAAAACCUUCAGGCAAAAGGGGUGUCGGACCGCUGCACCGCUCACCAAGGAGACAACCGACAACUGCAGCUGUGUGCCGUAGCCGACCGAGUGAACCUGGGCCUCAUACCAAGCUCGGAGGACGGCUGGCCCGUUGCCUGCCGACUGCUCAACAGAACAACUGGAGGCAUUUUGCACAUUCACCAGAACGUCACGUCGGCGUCACCGAUCGCCGCCCACAGGCCUUCUGGGAAGAGAGCUGACAGAGAGGCGUGGCAGGCCUGAGCUGACGACACAGCGAACCACAUCGGCUCUCUUUUAAAGGACAUCACCGGCGCACGGUGGAGAACAAACAACCGGCACGUAGAACAUGUGAAGUCGUAUGCGCCUCAUGUUCACCAUGUUGUGCUGGAUUUGGAGUGCAGACCGAGCUGAGCCGAGGAGAUGAACACAAUGUCUGGAGAAGAAACAGGCAACAAGUUUCCAAAGAUGACAAACUCUACAACAGCUGGUUUCUGUGAUUAUUUUAGUCUGUCAGGUUGUGAAAUCGGGGCUGCACGGUGGUGUAGUGGCUAGCACUGUCGCCUCACAGCAAGAGGGCCGCGGUUUCAAUUCCC